Gasterosteus aculeatus aculeatus (three-spined stickleback) is the source of this 1252-nucleotide messenger RNA. The record is from RefSeq and is a predicted model, not a curated record. Lineage: Eukaryota; Metazoa; Chordata; Actinopteri; Perciformes; Gasterosteidae.
CACGGAAAUGGUUUAGGUAAAACGCUCUUCCUGAAGUUAUUUUUCUUAACCUGUGUAUGCGGUAUAUUAUCUUUCCUCUUCAUAAAUAUGGAGUGAGUCUAAACGAGGCAGCAGAUGCGGCAGGCGGGCCCCUCGUCUCCCAGCUGGCGCUCCCCCCCCGACUGCCUCCCCCUCAGGGCCCCGGGCCGCCGGGCGGAAUGUGGAAGUGACCCCUCGGGGGACCCGGAGAAACGCGAAGUGAGAGCGGCGCGCGGUGAGUGUCCGUUGAAGAGCAGCUCGGUGCGGGGAAGCCCGACUUGUUGGUUCGGUUCGGCUCCGCGCUGCGCAGCACGACGUGUUGUCGGUGUCCAGCCCGCGCGUCUCUGCAGGAUGUGGUCCGUCCUGAGCUUCUACACGUGCUACCUGCUGUGCUUGGGCCUGAGCCUGGCCUGCGUGGUGUGCGUGUGCUUGUGGAGCAGCCAGUGGCGAGGCGGCUUCGCCUGGGACGGCACGGCGCUGCAGUUCAACUGGCACCCGGUGCUGAUGGUCACGGGCCUGGUUGUGCUGUACGGCAAUGGCGCUGUGUUGUACCGCGUCCCGCUGACCUGGGGUCAGAACAAACUGCCCUGGAAACUGUUGCACGCCGCCGUGAUGCUCCUCGCCCUGAUCCUGUCCGUCGUGGGGCUGUGCGCCGUGUUUGACUUCCACAAUGCUCAAAACACUCCCAACCUCUACUCCGUGCACAGCUGGGUUGGAAUCGUGGCGUCUGCUCUUUUCGCCAUGCAGUGGGCGGCGGGCGCGGCCGGCUUCCUCCUGCCCUGCUCACCCCCGACGCUACGUGCCCUGCUGAAACCCGUCCACGUGUGGAUGGGAGGCAGCAUCCUGUGUCUCAGCAUCGCUGCCUGCAUCUCCGGAAUCAACGAGAAACUCUUAUUCGUUCUGAAAAAUGGUGCGAAUAAAACGUACGCUGAUCUUCCGCCCGAGGCCUUGUUCGCAAACGUUCUGGGAGUUUUGAUCGUAGCCUUCGGCCUGGUCGUCCUCAAGAUUUUGUCCAACCGAGAAUGGCAGCGACCGGACUCCAGACCUCCGGACCUGACUUACACGCCGUUGCUUCAAGAAGACAAUGAGUGAAUGACAAUUUUUAAUCGCUCAGCCAAAACUGUCACAAAAUCAGUCACAAUUCACUUCAACAAUCCAAAAGAUCUACUUUGAAUGUACAAGCAGCUGUCUGAGACCUGUGCAAAUUAUCUAAUAUUAAAUUAUGUAUAAUCUG